AUGGCACUUGCACAAAAGUUUUUACUGGUGGCGGGACUCGAGGCCGCGGCUCCAGAGAAAUCGGCGUUGCCCCCGCGGCGCCUCGGCGAGUGGGGGGCGCGCGGCUGCAGUGCCGCUCCCGGCCGGGUCCGCGUCCCAGUCCUUCCUCAGUGCGUCAAAAGAGCGGCUCUUUCCCGGUUCAAACCUCGGCACAGCCACCGAACCGGGCGCGGGUCCGUGGAAGUACUUCCUGCUUCUCGUUAUUACCUCACUCCACAUCCCCCGUCGCGAAGCGCCCUGGGAGCCCCGGGGGCUCAGCCCAGCACCGCGGGAGGGUCCCGGCAUCCCCGGGGCUCCCUCCGGGCCCCCCCGCGCCUCGUUCCGGUACCGCCAGGAUCACCCUUGGCCCGCAGCUCCCGCAGGAGCCUUGCAUCUUUUGGGAUCUCCCAAUCAUCUCAACUGCAGUUUGGUAUUUUUUCACCAGUGUUAUCCAGUCCUCAGGUGAAGCUGCUCUGUGUUGAAGAUGGCUACAGAUACCCAGAUGCAGAGCCCUGGGCCCAGGAGGCUCUAGGCACCGGAGGGGAGGUGAUCCAGGGGUUCUGCCACCUUCUAACAGACAGUCCAGUGCUUCAGGGACCCUGCCAGUAAGAGGUCACUGUU
Molecule: messenger RNA, 639 nt
Organism: Chiroxiphia lanceolata (lance-tailed manakin)
Lineage: Eukaryota; Metazoa; Chordata; Aves; Passeriformes; Pipridae
Exons: 5
Coding region: 1-627 (208 amino acids)
Source: RefSeq, a predicted model, not a curated record